Molecule: messenger RNA, 1500 nt
Organism: Penicillium manginii
Lineage: Eukaryota; Fungi; Ascomycota; Eurotiomycetes; Eurotiales; Aspergillaceae
Exons: 9
Coding region: 1-1500 (499 amino acids)
Biological process (GO): transmembrane transport; carbohydrate transport
Cellular component (GO): membrane
Molecular function (GO): carbohydrate:proton symporter activity
Source: RefSeq, a predicted model, not a curated record
AUGUUUGACGAAUACAUCCAGAGUAAAUUUCUUCGCCGUUUAGCGAGGUUUAGUUGCUCCGUUGGCUUUUUGAUUGAGGGCUAUCAAGCUGGGGUUCUGGGAGGGGUUCAAGAGACCAAGCCAUUUUUGGACGCAAUUGGACAUCCCGGGGGUACGGAGACAAUACCCUUAAUUGCAUCUUCUAGUACGUUGGCAGCGGCAUUUGUGUCAUGUCUUGUCAUGAUAAUCGGUAUGCCGCUUGGUCGGCGUAAUUGUAUUAUCAUCGGUAAUAUCUUGAUCACGAUCGGGGGUGUCAUACAGGCAGCGUCCUAUUCAGUCCCACAAAUUAUCGUUGCCCGUGUGCUCUGCGGUGCCGGAAUUGCAUUCAUAACAUGCAACGUGCCCAUGUAUAUGUCUGAAAUGAGCAUAGAAGCUCGAGAGCGAGGUCCAGAAGUAGCAAUUAACUGCUCGGCCCUAUUACUAGGAGUGGCCUUGUCAUACUGGGUCAGCUUCGGCUUCACACGCAUGACAAACCAGAUUUCUUGGAGAUUCCCUAUUGCAAUGCAGUCUAUAUUCUCCAUAAUGUCCGGCAUCAGCAUGUUCUUCCUCCCAGACACCCCUAGGUGGUACUAUAUGCGUGAUCGCAUAGAGGAGGGCGAUAAAACUUUAUCACGACUAUACGGUGUAUACCGGAAAGGCAUGCCGAACUAUCAUGAUGUUCCAGAGAUUCAAGAUAUGAAAUCAACCAUCAUGGUCAGCCUCAGAGUCGAAGAAGAGUCAGAAAACAAGCUCACCUUCUUGAGUAUCAUAUGGGACAACACUCCUCUCCGAGUUGGCCGACGCAUCCGGAUCUCCUUCAUUAUCCUGGGGAUUCAGCAGUCGAUGGGAAUCAAUAUCAUGGUUUAUUAUAUGACUCGGAUCUUCUCAGAAGUUGGCCUUUCCAGUUUUAUGGCCUCUCUUAUUGCCGCGCUGGCGUUGACAGUGCAGUGGAUGGGCUCAUGGGUUUGUAUUCCUACAAUCGAGCGCAUCGGGCGGCGCAGAAUUAUGAUGUUGACGGGGUCGGUUCAGACAUUCUGCCUGCUGAUUUUCGUGGUGUUGAACAUGAUUGAGAACAAGACCGACGCUACGCGAUGGGCAGCUGCGAUGAUAUUAUUCCCCUAUUUGUUCUUCUAUGGCUGGGGAUGGGUCGGGUGCCCCUGGCUUUAUGGCCCCGAGAUUGCACCUUUGAGAUACCGCCACAUUGGCUCCGCAGCUGGACUCUUAGGCGUAUGGGUAUUUACAUUUAUCACGGUCUUCGCUGGCGGAAUUGCGUUGAAGACAGUGGGGGCCCGAAUCUGGAUUUGGCCAUUGAUUUUCAACGUCAUCGCGGUGAUUUUCGUUUACUUCAUGUGUCCAGAUCCCACUGGCAAGACACUUGAAGAAAUUGACCAGCUUUUUGCUAAAGAUGGCGCGCUGCUGGACCGUCUCAAUCAAUCAGAUACUGAGAAGGAAUGUGUACAUGAGGUGGAGAACAGCGCAUGA